Molecule: messenger RNA, 1979 nt
Organism: Saccostrea echinata
Lineage: Eukaryota; Metazoa; Mollusca; Bivalvia; Ostreida; Ostreidae
Product: xylose isomerase-like
Exons: 15
Coding region: 269-1660 (463 amino acids)
Biological process (GO): carbohydrate metabolic process
Molecular function (GO): xylose isomerase activity
Source: RefSeq, a predicted model, not a curated record
GUGUUGAUGAAUUGAACAAAGUCCGAGUGGCUUCAUGAUUGGAAGACAUACAAUGUAUAAUCUCAUAAGUGAGAGGUCCGGCUAGUUAUCAGUUUCAUGCGACUCGUUUCUGAGAUAAAUAAACUCUGGCCGCUAUCUCGUAAACUAAAUUGAAGCAUUUGUGUUUAUCUUAUAUUGUAAUCAACACGCAUCGACCCAGAUUUUGGCUGCGGAGUGUGCCUUUGGAGAAGUUUGGCAGGUGUAGUGGUUUGAAAACCGGAGAGAAACCAUGUCUUCUUUCGCCCCGACAUCCACGAGUGGUUCCAAAGAUGAUGAUGCAAAGUACAAAGAAUUUGAUGCACCAGAUGCAGAAUUCUUCAAAGGAAUCGGCAAAAUCCCUUUGAAAAGGGAUGCUGGUGCCGGCGAAACAAUGGUAUUCAAAACAUAUGAACCAGAAAAGCAAGUUAUGGGAAGAUCAAUGAAGGAUUGGCUUCGCUUUUCUGUAUGCUUUUGGCAUACAUUUCGUGGAACAGGUGCGGAUCCCUUUGGUUUUCCCACCUUAAUCCGCCCAUGGGAUGAUGGAAGUAGCUCCAUGGCCAACGCUAAGAGGCGUCUGAGGGCUGGGUUUGAAUUCUUCACAAAACUUGGUGUUCCGUAUUGGACAUUCCAUGACAGAGACAUAGCGCCAGAAGGGGCCACCCUGGCAGAAACCAACAAAAAUUUGGACGAGAUAGUUGAUCUUGCCCAGGAGCUACAGAGCAAAACCGGAGUAAAACUGUUGUGGGCAACAUGUAACUUAUUUGCUCACCCAAGAUACAUGAAUGGAGCUGGUAGUAACCCAAAUUCCCAUAUCUUCGCUAUGGCGGCGGCACAAGUCAAGAAAGGUCUGGAAGUGGCCAAAAAAUUGGGUGCAGAAAAUUUUGUGUUCUGGGGCGGAAGAGAGGGCUACCAUACAAUCCUCAACACCAAUGUUCUCGCAGAACUCAACAAUCUGGCCACGUUCUUUAGAAUGGCAGCAGAUUACAAGAAGAAAAUAGGAUUUACGGGGACACUGCUGAUUGAACCCAAACCAAAAGAACCCGCUAAACAUCAAUAUGACUACGACGCCAUGACAGUUAUCGGUUUCCUGAAGCAUUACGGACUGGACAAAGACUACAAGCUUAACAUUGAGCCAAACCAUACCACUCUGGCUGGCCACGGUUACGAACACGACAUCGUGAUGGCGUCGGCGUUCGGUAUGCUGGGCUCUAUCGAUUCUAACACGGGUUCUCCAGACCUAGGCUGGGAUACCGACCAGUUCCCUAUGGACAUCAAAAACACCACCAUGGUCAUGAAGACAGUAUUAGAGCAGGGUGGACUGUCUCCCGGUGGAUUGAACUUUGACUGCAAGGUCCGCAGAGAAUCCAGUGAAUUACAAGACAUGUUUAUCUCACACAUAGGUGCGAUGGAUUCUUUUGCGAGAGGAUUGUUGAAUGCUGAAAAGCUUCUCUCAGAUGGGGUUAUUGCAAAACAAGUGAAGGAAAGAUACAGCUCAUAUGAAUCUGGGAUUGGCAAAAAGAUUGCUGAUGGCCAAACAUCUUUUGAGGAACUAGAGAAAUAUAUCCUUGAAAACGGAAGUCCAACAAACAUAGCCUCGGGUCGCCAGGAGCAUUACGAAUCCAUGCUGAACCACUACGUUUAAACCUUCAUUGUGAAAUGAGUACACAAGACCGAUCGAAAAAAUAGACUCUAGUGAUUUCUAAAGUUUCAUGACACAAAAUUAUUAAAUCCACUUUAUUAAGUUCAGUUACAAAAAAAUAUCUCCAAAUGUUGUUGAAAAUGACUAUUUUGGCAUCGUAUACUGCAGUAUAGGUCUGGAUCUUGUAAAAUCAUGAAAAUAGCUCUUGUUAUCUAGAUGAAAAAUGUAUGUACAUUGAAGAACAUCGAUGUGUUAAUAAUAACAUCUAGAUAUAUUGUUGUUUCUUUUUAGCCAAAAAAUAUAGAAAUAUGUAAACUUUUGA